AUGACAGCCGCCUACAACACCAAUCAGGAUGACUUUCUCAGCGAGGUCGAACACUCGAUCUUCGCCUUAAACUACCCUCAAGCAAACCCUUCAUCAUCAGCAUCAUCAUCCCCAUCUACUACUGAUAACAUCGCCACAUCACUAUCGUCAAGCAUUCACCACCCACUGCUUCCUAUACAUCCCGGCAUCAAUAACACAUACCAUAUUCAAAACCUAAACUCUCCUGUUGCAUCGGGAUUUUCUCCUCAAGCCAUUUACAUCACUCCUGGGACCCAUCAUGAUUUUGCCAACAUGCGUCAAGCUGUCAAUGCAAUGCCUCUAUCUUACAUUCAUAAUAAUAAUCACCAAAUAAAUGCAUCACACAAUAUCAACGGAAUAACCUUCAAUGAUUCUAGUACUCACAUGGUUCCUGUGGCCGAUUUUGGCUCUGAUCCAGUUAACAGUAAUACUUCAGGAUUCCAAAAUAUCCAACCACAUCAACUAUCAGUCAUUAAUCAACGUUCUUCUUCGCAAACCAUCAUGGCUUCUUCAGACAUAUCAGCAUAUAAAAAAGUGGGGCCAGCACAUACAGAUGCAAUUCCAACUUUGCAUGAUACUUCUGGAUAUAUUGACGGCAGUGUCAUUAUAGAUCAAGAGCUGCGGUCACUUCCUAUAAACACCCCGAGAAAAAUGGAAAUUACUACUGAUACCACUGUUUCCAAUAGUCCUAACAUGUCAUCUACGUAUAAAAAAUUGGUGCCAAUUCAUGAAUAUUCGGAAAUUAGCGUUGCAGAUCUUGCAGCAUCCUCCAGUUCCCUCAAUUCUGAUGUUAGCUCUCAAUCGUUGGAAAAUAAGAAUCCUGAUAUUCAUGCCAUGUACAAGAAUCACACUAGUAUAUUUAAUGGAGUUAUACCCAUCAGUAAUCCACAGAAAAUCACAAUGCAUAAUUAUCUACCCGGAAGUUUAUCUCGUGAACCUUCCGCAAGAUUCAAUAUUUCAAGCUCUGCUUCUUCUUCCUCUGCUUCAUUAUUAUUGUCGAAUCCUUCGAAUUCGGUACGAUCCUCAAUAUCUAGCGCUACCAAUGCUGUCGAGAGCUCAGUCUUGACGAAUACGAAGAAACAUAAUCGAUCUUCGAAUUCCCUUGCAUCGAUUGAUUUUCGGUUUAACAACUUACAAAUAGAUACUGAUAAUCAAGAUCUUUCUUCCGGUACGGCUCCUCUCAUCUCCAAUGAUUGCAAUAUAAAUGAGGCAAAAACUUCCCACAUGGAUGUCAAUAUUGAUCAUAAUCAUGAUAGCGAAGAUUUUGUUAUGGGUUCAAUUACCAUUAAUCCAAAGAAGUUGAAAGAUGAGAAAUUUCAGGAAGAUACUGAAAAUUUGGAAUCAAAGAAAUUUGAUAAGCAGGUCAGAAUUUCAUCGAGUCUUAAUGCUGAUGGGAAUUCAUUAAAUGGUGUUUUUAAUGAUGAUAGUUUGGUACCCAGUGGUAAUUACAAAAAUAUUGACAAUCAUAAAAGUAUGAAUGUUGCUAAGGACAGUGAUAACAAUAGUGAUAAUUAUUGUGAAAAUAAAGAUGACUUUAUAUCACCAACAAUAACUAACCUGAUGAAAGAUGAUGGCAAAAUUGAUUUUAGAAUGCAAGGAGAGGCCGUGACCGCCAUCGCGCAGUGGUUAGACCAAGACUCAGAGACUGAUCCUGAGACUUCAUUACUACUACGUCGAGAAAAUGCAAAAUUAGGAAGUAUUAAUCAUUCAGGGAUUCAUAGAACCGGAUCUUUCCUUCUUGAGCUGUCAUUAUCAUCAGCCCACUACAAUGGUUUGGCAAGCGGACUGUCUCAUAGAAUGAAACAUAAAAAAGCUGCCAGUGAUUCAGGGUAUUUCAUGCUGAAUUUUGGAGUAUCAAUUUAUACUAGUGGCAACCCAUUUGAGUUGGAGGGUAGCAGUAAUCCUAAUGUUUUUGGAGAAUUUUAUGAUACGUUUGGCAACGAAUUAGAGAAUCGGUUGGCCACCAAUGAUGAGUUCUUAUUUGAUGAAGAUGAUGAGGACAAAAUUCGGGUUGAUGAAUUAGAAAAUAAAAUGGCUAAAGAUAUUGAUAGCGAAAAUGACGCUGAUGAUUACGAUCAUAAUACCUCGCAACUUGAGAAUAUGAAGGAGGAGAUAUUAUCGUACCCAUCGAUAAAAGAUACCCCAAAAAUAGUUGGCUCCAUUCCUGUGGAGUCGUCUUCCAGGCUUUCCAGAACUUCGAAAUCCCUCAAAAAUUUAUCGAAAUUUGAAUCCCCAACGGAAUUAUCAUCAAAAGAAACAAAGCGGAAAAGCCUCACAAAACGUCGUAAACGUACAAAAUCAGAGUCUAAUAUUCUUCUGUUACUGGAUCCAGUGUCUCCACUUUCAAAAAUCACCAAAUCUAGACCAUCAACCAAGAGUUCUGUGAGUUCUUCGAGCAUAAAUUCUGGGUCAAGCUCUCCCACAAUGGCAAUUAUCAGCUCCUCUAGAUUUGAUAUCACAAGCUUGGAGGCUAUUAGUAUUCCAUCCGCGAAUCUUGGAAAACCUUUCCAAUGCUCGCAAUGUGAGAAAUCAUUCAAAAGACAAGAGCAUUUAAAGCGUCACUUCCGUUCGGUGCAUAGUAAUGAGCGACCUUUUCUAUGUGUCUAUUGCGAUAAAAAGUUUAGUAGAAGUGACAAUUUAUCGCAGCACUUAAGAACCCACAAUAGGGGUAAAUAG
Saccharomycopsis crataegensis is the source of this 2694-nucleotide messenger RNA. It is a transcript of the gene MSN2, whose product is annotated as stress-responsive transcriptional activator MSN2. The coding region runs from base 1 to 2694 and encodes 897 amino acids. Gene Ontology annotation, molecular function: DNA-binding transcription factor activity; RNA polymerase II cis-regulatory region sequence-specific DNA binding. The record is from RefSeq and is a predicted model, not a curated record. The transcript has a single exon. Gene Ontology annotation, biological process: regulation of transcription by RNA polymerase II. NCBI's taxonomy places the organism in Eukaryota, Fungi, Ascomycota, Saccharomycetes, Ascoideales, Saccharomycopsidaceae.